Molecule: messenger RNA, 2020 nt
Organism: Rattus rattus (black rat)
Lineage: Eukaryota; Metazoa; Chordata; Mammalia; Rodentia; Muridae
Product: alpha-N-acetylgalactosaminide alpha-2,6-sialyltransferase 1-like
Exons: 9
Coding region: 90-1673 (527 amino acids)
Molecular function (GO): alpha-N-acetylgalactosaminide alpha-2,6-sialyltransferase activity
Source: RefSeq, a predicted model, not a curated record
CUCACCCUCCUACCUGAACAAGGCGAUCUGAUUGCUGCUUCAAGGAGCUUACUCUCAUCACACAUGCGUUUGGGGGCCAGCCGUCCACCAUGAAGAGCCCUUGCAGAAAGUUUUCCCGGGGUCAAACUUUCCUGCUUCUGACUGGGUUGACAUUGGUCUUAAUCCUGCUCUCCAUUGUUAAGGAGACAAGAACAAGGGUUUCCAGGUACCAGUUUAUAGAGGACAAUGAAUCAAGUCUGCAGGGGAUUCCACAAAAGGCUGCACCCCAAGGACCCAUCGUGACCCUGCCACCCACAGUUCACAAGAAGAAGACAACCUCUGUCAGGACAAAGGGGGUGGAGCUGCAGAAACAGGACAGAGCGACAGCCCGAGGAGAGCGAGGAGAGGGGGCGGAGAAGAAGUUGGAGGUUAAAAGGCCAGCACCAGAGAGUCCUAAGAACAAGGCAGACUCUGAGGCAAAGAUACCUGCUUCAAAACAUCUGGACAAACUAUCAAGAGCUACAGGAGCCUUGUCAACAAGGAAGGCACCAAUGGCCACAGGAGCUGCCCCAGCCAAGAAGAAGGAGGUCCAGCCCACCCCAACCCCUGCCUCUUUCCCACACCCCACCACACAAAGACGCCAAAGGCUGAAGGCCUCCGACUUCAAGUCUGAGCCUCGGUGGGAUUUUGAGGAGGAAUAUAGCUUGGAUGCGGGCAGCCUACAGACGACCUGCCCUGGCUCUGUGAAGAUCACGGCUUCCCAUUCACCAUGGCUACAAAAUAUCUUUCUGCCCAACAUCACUCUGUUCCUGGACUCAGGGCGCUUCAACCAGAGCGAGUGGAACAGGCUAGAGCACUUUGCUCCGCCCUUUGGCUUCAUGGAGCUCAAUCAGUCCCUGGUACAGAAGGUGGUGAGCCGCUUCCCUCCGGUACCCCAGCAGCAGCUCCUCAUUGCCAACCUCCCUACUGCGUACUUCACGUGUAUCUCCUGUGCUGUAGUGGGCAAUGGAGGCAUCCUCAAUAAUUCACGUAUGGGCCAGGAGAUAGACAGCCAUGACUACGUCUUCCGACUGAGUGGAGCCGUUAUUAAAGGAUAUGAACAGGAUGUGGGGACCCGGACAUCCUUCUAUGGCUUCACUGCCUUCUCCCUGGUCCAGUCUAUCCUCAAUUUGGAUCGUCGAGGUUUCCAGCAUGUGCCUCUGGGGAAGGAUGUCCGAUAUCUACACUUCCUGGAAGGCACCCGGGACUAUGAGUGGCUGGAAGCUAUGUUCUUGAAUCGGUCCAUGGCGAAUACUAAACUUUCUUGGUUCAGGCAUAGACCCCAGGAAGCCUUUAGAGAGGCCUUGGACUUGGAUCGAUACUUUCUGGUACACCCAGACUUUCUCCGUUACAUGAAGAACAGGUUUUUGAGGUCAAGGACCCUGGACACUGCCCACUGGAGAAUAUACCGCCCCACCACUGGUGCCCUUCUGCUGCUUACAGCCCUUCACCUCUGUGACAAGGUGAGCGCCUAUGGCUUCAUCACCCAGGGCCACGAGCGCUUCUCUGAUCACUACUAUGAUGCAUCGUGGAAACGGCUCAUCUUUUACAUAAACCAUGACUUCGCGUUAGAGAGAACGGUCUGGAAGAGGCUGCAUGAUGAAGGCAUCAUCCAGCUGUACCAGCGCCCACAGAGUGGCAAAGCAAAGAACUGACCAGGGCCUGGAUCGAGGUUCCCCUCAAUCACUUACAACAGGGGUGUAAGGGUUCCUCAAAUGCUCCUUCCUGUCUCCCAGACUCAAACCUGCUCCAUGCCCUUCCAGAGUCCCAAGGAACAGGUGUGCAUGACAGAGGGUUUGGAGUCCUUUGGAAAAUCACCGCAGGCUCUGGGCAUUUCCUGCUCCAACCGCAGCCUUAGAAACAGAGCCAAACCCCAAACAAUUUAGUCCACCUUACUUUACUUUUCAAACACUGCCUUCAGAAUUUUGGCCUCUGGAACGCAGAGUAUCAGUAAAGCCCAAAUCGAGGUGCUUAUUAGUGGGUGGAAGGAAAACAAAGCAAG